AAACCCCACCGUUGCUGGUUCACGAUCAGUUGAGCCGACAUCAUGGGGUCAGAGAAAGACGUUCUUGUGGCUGCUGCUGUUUUCCUUUUCGCCCUCAUUUCACACAGUGAGGGCAUAGUCGGUGGCAGAGAGGCAGCUGCUCACUCUCGGCCCUACAUGGCCUCCAUCCAGGUGCCAGAAGGAGAGAAUAUGAAACACGAGUGUGGAGGGUUUGUGAUUGCAGAUCAGUGGGUGAUGACUGCAGUACACUGUAUGCCAACAGGGCCAAAUGGAAGGAAAGUAGUGCUGGGUGUCCAUUCUCUGAGUGAAGCUGAAGAGACAAAGCAGACAUUUGAUAUUUUGGAACUUCACAAUCACCCUGACUUCCGCGAGUCAAAUUACGAUAAUGACAUCGCUUUAAUAAAGUUGGAUCGUCCAUACACCACCUCUGUAGCCAUUCGACCAGUUGAAUUCAUGCGACAGGGCGGCACAAACCCCGGCAAUGAUGCAGAGGUGGAGACGGCCGGGUGGGGGUCCCUGGAUAACCUGGGGUCCAGACCAGACAAGCUCCAAGAGGUGACCGUCGAUGUGGUCAUAUCGGCUCUGUGCAGACGCAGCGACUACUUCGGCUCAAAGUUCACCGCUAACAUGAUAUGUGCACAAAGAGUCUGCCCACAGCCCUGUGAUCAACUGUAUAAGAAACAGGACACCUGUGACGGUGACUCUGGAGGUCCUCUGCUCUUCAACGGCACAGUAGUGGGCAUCACUUCCAAUGGAGGAAGGAAGUGUGGCCAACUUAAAAAGCCUGGAAUUUACACCAUCAUCUCCCACUACACCCGGUGGAUCGACGGCAUCUUGGGCCUGCAGCCAGAUCCAACACCGGAACACAGCGACUAAAAAGCAUCAGCCAUGUUUCCACCGCAAACAGCAUCACCAGCGGCAUGGCUCUAUAGAGAAUGAUCCCCGUAUGGGGAGACGUUCUACAACCACCUGUACAAACAGAUCAGCCAUCACUUUAUAAAGGAAUCAAUAAAAAACAGCUUUAUCACAUU
Messenger RNA from Anoplopoma fimbria (sablefish), 1031 nucleotides. It is a transcript of the gene cfd, whose product is annotated as complement factor D (adipsin). The transcript is spliced from 5 exons. Lineage: Eukaryota; Metazoa; Chordata; Actinopteri; Perciformes; Anoplopomatidae. Gene Ontology annotation, biological process: proteolysis. Gene Ontology annotation, molecular function: serine-type endopeptidase activity. Bases 43 to 876 code for a protein of 277 amino acids. The record is from RefSeq and is a predicted model, not a curated record.